Messenger RNA from Saccoglossus kowalevskii, 1337 nucleotides. Its product is annotated as bifunctional coenzyme A synthase-like. The record is from RefSeq and is a predicted model, not a curated record. Lineage: Eukaryota; Metazoa; Hemichordata; Enteropneusta; Harrimaniidae. Gene Ontology annotation, molecular function: ATP binding; dephospho-CoA kinase activity. Gene Ontology annotation, biological process: coenzyme A biosynthetic process.
AUGUAUCGUACUGGUCUUCUCCUGUUAACAUCGUCAGUAUCUAAUAUACAAUGCAGUAUAUUACCAAUAUUGAGUCAGGCAGCAGAGUGUAUCAAAGAGACAUUAUAUGUAAAUUUACAGACUGACAAUUCAACUAUCUGCGUAACUGUGAAUUUAAGGUUGCGAAGGACAAUGAAAAUGAAAGAAAUGCUAUCAUAUGGCAGUAUUGUUCUUGGUGGAACAUUUGAUAGAUUGCACAAUGGACACAAGAUUCUACUGAGUGUGUCUUGUUUAUUAGCAGAAGAAAGGAUCACAGUUGGUGUUACAGAUGGAAAGAUGAAUUGUAAGAAAACAGUAUGCGAGUUGAUCUGCCCUAUAGAAGAGAGAAUUAGUGAUGUGGUAGGGUUCAUUAGGGAUAUCAAACCCUCAGUUCUUCGAGAUCAAUCGGUAGUACCAAUUAUCGAUCCAUUUGGGCCCUCCAUAGUGGAUCCUGAUAUGCAAUGCAUUGUGGUUAGUGAAGAAACAAAGAAAGGUGGGAAUAUGGUAAAUCAAAAAAGAAUUGAUAAGGUAUGUGGUAUUAGCUCAUCUAGUCAGAGGCAAAGGCUGCUGGGCACUUUGUUGAAACCUCCCCAGCUGCGUGGUGGUUUGACAACGAAACCUUACAUACUUGGAUUAACUGGUGGAUCUGCUAGUGGUAAAUCAUCUAUCUGUAAAAGAUUACAGACUCUGGGUGCUGGUGUGAUUGACUGUGAUAAGCUGGGUCACAAAGCGUAUGAGCCAGGAACAGAGGCAUAUAGAAAUGUCAUCCGUGCAUUUGGAGAAGACAUUGUAGCUGACAAUGGUCAAAUCAAUCGAAAAGCUCUUGGUGCAAAAGUCUUUGCAGAUAAAUCCAGACUACAGGUGUUAAAUCAGAUUGUCUGGCCAGAAAUUGCCAACUUAUUUAAUCAACAAAUUGCUGCCCUUGCUAAACAAGGUGAAGAAGUUAUUGUGCUGGAUGCAGCGGUUCUCAUAGAAGCCAACUGGACAAAAUAUGUACAUGAAGUGUGGGUGUCAAUCAUUCCUAAAGAUGAGGCUAUCACAAGAAUCAUCAAUCGCGAUGGACUGACCAAUGACAGAGCACUACAAAGAAUUGAAUCACAAAUCACUAAUAAUGAGAGAGUUAAGGAUGCUAAUGUUAUCUUCAGUACACUAUGGGAACCAGACAUUACACAGAAACAGGUUGAAAAGGCAUGGAAGUUGUUAAUGGAAAGGCUUCCUACUAUUGAAUCUGACUCUAAAUUGUAACAAAUUUCAUUAUUUUGUGGAAUUUCUCACUAGUGAUGUCAACUUUUAAUCAAUAUAUAUUUGUGGUAAUUUAA